Messenger RNA from Linum trigynum, 919 nucleotides. The record is from the annotation of a GenBank genome assembly. Lineage: Eukaryota; Viridiplantae; Streptophyta; Magnoliopsida; Malpighiales; Linaceae.
UUUGUUCUCCACUCAUUUUCGCAGAACCAGCUCCAGAACCCUAGCCGCCGUCGGCACACCACACACAGGCACAAUGAAGUACAAUCCUAGGGUUUCGUCUUCCCGGCGCAAGAACCGGAAGGCUCACUUCACGGCGCCCUCGUCGGUCCGCCGCAUCCUGAUGAGCGCCCCGCUCUCCACCGACCUCCGCCAGAAGUACAACGUGAGGUCCAUGCCGGUUCGCAAGGACGACGAGGUUCAGGUGGUCCGCGGCACGUACAAGGGCCGCGAGGGAAAGGUUGUCCAGGUGUACCGCCGUAAGUGGGUGAUCCACAUCGAGCGCAUCACCAGGGAGAAGGUGAACGGAUCCACCGUCAACGUCGGGAUCCAUCCUUCCAAGGUCGUCAUCACCAAGCUCAAGCUCGACAAGGACCGCAAGUCGCUGCUCGACCGCAAGGCCAAGGGACGCGCCGCCGCCGACAAGGACAAGGGCACCAAGUUCACCGCCGAGGAUAUCAUGCAGAGCGUCGAUUAAUUGGGUGAAACAUUUCUUGUUUUCUGAUAGCUCUGAUUUAUCUGUUGGAAGUCUAUUUUGGAAUGGUAGCAUGGUUACUUAGUCCCUGGAGAACAAUUUUGGGAUUAUUCAAGUUUUGGAUAUUAUUACUUUCAGUUACGACUCAUUGUGGCCAAUGUCAACUGGAUAUAGCCGUGGUUGAGCUUAUGAUUUUACGAUUUCUUGAAUUAGGCUGUUUGUCGUUGUGUUAGAUUCGCACCAUUCCUGUGGUGUUGCCCCUGUGGUUGAAAUUGCGAUCGGAGUAUCAUCGACUGUUUGUUUGAAUCAUACGACAAUCACUGUGCUGGUUUUACAUCUUAUGGUCUACAAUGUCGUUAGCAGAAGGCUUUUCAUGGAAAUAUGCAUCACUAAAUCGUACAGGCCGAA